Molecule: messenger RNA, 2316 nt
Organism: Oryzias latipes (Japanese medaka)
Lineage: Eukaryota; Metazoa; Chordata; Actinopteri; Beloniformes; Adrianichthyidae
Gene: fsd1l
Product: fibronectin type III and SPRY domain containing 1-like
Molecular function (GO): protein binding
Source: RefSeq, a predicted model, not a curated record
GCUGUUGGCCCACCUCUACCACGGACGGUUCUUGUUCAUGAGAAACUGCAGAUGGUUAACCUGCAGACAUGACGGUCCAGGAGAAACUGGAUCCUGCUGUGUGGAGGACAGACGACGUGCAGAGACUCUGAUCCAUCCGGGUUCCGAUGAAACCUGCUUACGGCUCCGUAUUAAGGGCUGGAUUACUGCCGACAGGAAGUGAGAAGACGCGCUUAUUCACUUCCGGUGGAUCACAGCGCACCCUCCGUCAAGUGAUGGACACCCAGAAGGAAGCUCUGCGCCGCAUCAUCAGUACACUUGCCAACAAGAAGGAGGAGCUUAAGCACUUCCUGGAUUCCCUCAGUAGCUCUUUGAGUGGCCUGCAGGAGGAGUCCAGCAAGGUGAUCGUGGAGCUGGAGGCGGAGCUUGAACAGCUACGGGCUGCCUUGGAAGAAAGAGGAGCUCAGCUACAUGAAAUCAUCAAAAAGGAGGAGCAGAGAAAGAAGGCGGAGCUUAAGCGGCAGCUGUCUGAAGGGGCGUGUGCUUUGCAGUCGUGUGACGACCUCCUCGAGUUUGCAAAUCAGACGCUGAACAUUUCGAAGGAGGACGAGUUCCUGACGGCUGCCAAACACAUCAAAGAACGAGUGACGAUGGCUCCGGCGUUCCGGCUGACCACCCGGCCAUCCGUCUCAGAGAGCAUGUCCCAGUUUGCAGUGGACUUCAGCGCUGAGAGGGAGGGGCUUCACAAACUUCACUUCCUGCCAGUCCCCAGAGCGCCUGAGAUCGACGUCUGCAGCUGCAGCGUCCAGGACAACGCUAUCCACGUGGCGUGGCGCCCUCUGGUGGAGGCAGACAGCGGCGCAGACGGCUGCAGACCGAUUUGUUACGAAGUGGAGUACCGGAAGACCAACCAUGGCAGCUCGCUGGGAGGAGCAUGCUGGGAACGGCUGUGUGAUAUCACAGAGGCGCAGGUCACCAUCUCAGGUCUAAAGUUCGACUCACAGUUUGUCGUCGUUCGAGUUCGAGCCAGAAACAAAGCAGCAGCUGGAGAAUUCUCCGAGCCGGUUGCCAUGGAAACCAGAGCAUUCUGCUUUGGCUUCGACGAGGCCACGGCGCACGCCGACCUCAGGGUUCACGGCGAUACAGUCACCUGGGAGCCGCAAGGGGUCAGAGGUCACGACCCUCGUCUCAGAAGCAAAGAGAACAAAAGCAGGAGCUCCACGCCGUCGCCCAGCAAGACAGCCGGAGUUCGGGCCGGACGCGAUCGCUUUGCCGGGGAGGCCUACACUGUGCUGGGUGACCACGAGGUGAACAGUGGCUGCCACUAUUGGGAGCUCCGCCCCUUGGCUGAUUGGAAAUCAUUCAGUGUGGGCGUGGCCUACCGGGGCAGCCUGGGCCGCUUUGAGCAACUAGGGAAGAGCGCCGCCUCCUGGUGUCUGUCUGCCAGCCAAUGGCUGCAGUCCACGCUCGCCGCCAAGCACAACAACCGAGCGAGGUCACUGGACUGGCCGCUGCCGCAGAGGAUCGGGAUUUACUGCGACUACGACAGCGGAGAUCUUCUCUUUGUCGACGUCCAGCGACUUUGUCUUCUUCAUGCUUUCAAGACAAAGUUCAACCAGCCGAUCGUUCCAGCCUUCACUUUGUGGUGUGGAGCCAUCGCGGUCACAACCGGCCUGCAGGUGCCCAACUUCAUGUCAAGCCUUCUGACAACCAAUCGAAGUCUGGCCAGCCAGUCACAUGAUCAGUCAUCGGGUUGAUGGAGCCGCAGUCUGGCGUGUGAUGUCAUAGGAGAACGGCUUACCUGCUGAUUACUGUAGAUAUUCAGAAAAUUUACUGAAAUGUUCAAGUGAAUUUAUAUUGAAAGUGACAAAUUUAAAUUCAUGCUGUUAUUUUAAAUGUCUUAACUUAAAUAAGUGGUUUGUGUGUCCCUGUGCAUCAUGUUUUACACAUACACCUGGACAGGUAAUGCUAGAGAUUUCCUGUACUGGCUGUGAAAGUCAGACUGAGUGUGGGGUCACCUGUGGGUCUGUUGUUCACCUGUGAGACAUAAAUCCUGAAACCCAUGUUUUCAAAAGCCUCCAGCGCUCCUCAGCUGAAGCAUGAUGGGAAAUGUUUGGGACAUAUAGAUUGUGGGAAAACAGCGUCACGUUCUAAGUUGUUGUAAUGAGCCUCCAUUCAUUCAUCCGACCACAUUUCAAUGCUGUCUCAUCGUUGUUGUGUUAUGUCAUUGUUUUUAAGACAAUUUAGCUUUUAGGAUGACGUCACAGCGGUCCCGCGUAACGAGAACCAGAAAAGCGUUUCCAGCUGUGUUCAAAUAAACGUUCUAGCUAAUAAACA